Molecule: messenger RNA, 573 nt
Organism: Colletotrichum godetiae
Lineage: Eukaryota; Fungi; Ascomycota; Sordariomycetes; Glomerellales; Glomerellaceae
Exons: 1
Coding region: 1-573 (190 amino acids)
Source: RefSeq, a predicted model, not a curated record
AUGCCGGGGAGCGUGUUGUACGAGAUCCGUCACUCAACGGACGAUCUUGUCCCAUCAUCGCCUAACCUGCUGUCGUCGUCAUAUCGGACGGCAGUUCAAGCUAGGAUGUUGUAUGUCCCUCAUUCUCUCUCUCGGUCAACAAGAAAUCGCCCGAUGACCGAGAAGACCGGCCAAGAGAAAAGAAGGAAUGAAAGGACGAGGAAGUGCAUAGCAGGGGGCUCGAAAGAGAAGAAGAGAUCAACGACUCACCGCAAUAUAGUCCUAAAUGCUUCUUUAACCCCCCCUGGGAGAUCAUGUAACACUUUCCUAGUCCUCCCCUCUCAUUUGUCUAAGUUGCUAGUGACAGAAGUCCGUUCCAAACCUGCAUUGGCUCCUAGCUCCGCCUCUCUCUUCCCCUCUCGUUACCCUGCUUCUCUUUACUCUAGUCCGGACCACAGAAGAGCCUAUUUGCUUUUGCUUGCUUGCUUUGAAAAGCUCUCUUUUCACUUGUUCGUCCGUGUUUCGAGUCCGCGCGGCAUCGUUGAUCACGGGGGCGUUGGUUUGAGUCCUGUAUGGCUGGAUGAAUACGGUUGA